CAAAGCACAAAUAACGCGUCUUCCCCACCUCGUCAAUUGCCCCUAGUUGGCGACUACUCGUCUUCCCGUCAUCGUCGUUUCUCCAGCAUCCAUCCAUCUUCAACGUUUCUUACUUCGCUCCAGUUACAAUCUCCAGCCCUUUCGAACCUAACCCGCCAUCAUAAUUCUGUAACAUGGCCGAUCGUCCAAACCCUAGACUUCUUCAACUCAACAUCAUCAUCCAGUUGCUCGCCCUUUUCUUCCGCUCCUCCGCUCUAUUCUCUCCUCCUGACAACCACCUCAUCUCCUGCGGAUCCAUCUCCCCAAUCACGCUCCACGACCAUCGCAUCUUCCUCCCCGACGCCACUUACCUCAUUUCCAGUAAUCCAAAAAUCUCCAUCUCCGCCGAUGCUAAUACCUUUUUACAAUCCAACUCAUACGCCUCUGUUUACCAAUCAGCUAGGAUUUUUACCGCUCCUUCUUCUUACGAGUUCGACAUCAGAAGCAAGGGCAUACAUAUCAUCCGCCUUCAUUUUUACCCCUUCUCCUCGGGUAGCCACAACCUCGCCUUCGCUCGAUUCCACGUCUUGGCCUCCGGCUUCGUUCUGUUAUGCAAUUUUACCGCUUCUUCUGAUUCUCCGUUGAAGGAGUUCAUGUUGAGGGUGGAUAGGGAAAAGCUCGUGAUCUUCUUCGUGCCUGUGGAUUCAUCCUCUUUUGCCUUUGUGAACGCCAUCGAGGUCAUCUCUGCGCCGGUAGACCUUGUAGAAGAUAAGGCGAGGCUGGUUCAAACUGAUCAAGUUUUGAGCUUUGAUGGGUUAUCGAAGCAGGUGAUGGAAACCCUGUUUCGGAUUAAUGUUGGUGGUCCGAAGGUGACACCGUUUAAUGAUACUCUGUGGAGGACAUGGGUUCCUGAUAAUGAAUUCUUCCAUUCGGAUUUUGUUACCAAAAUCGUAUCUUUUAGUGGUAGGAUUAUGUAUCGGAAGUAUAGCGCCAGCCGUGAAGUAGCACCUGAUAGUGUGUAUAACACUGCAAGGAUUAUAGAUGUUGUUAAUUCUUCUGAGGUAAGUUCUAGAAUGACAUGGAAAUUCCCUGUGGAUCAUGGAUAUAAAUACCUCAUUCGGAUGCACUUCUGUGAUAUUGCUAGCUUGGCUCUUAAUGAGCUGUAUCUUAAUGUGUACAUUAAUGGUUAUCUUGCGUAUGAAAAUUUUGAUAUCUCCUCGGCAACUGGUGAAGUUUUGGCUUCUCCCUACUAUGUGGACUUUGUUGCUGAUAUGGGGAGUUCAGACAUUCUGUUUGUGAGCGUUGGCCCUUCCGGGUUUGCUGGCCAGUCCAGGGUUGAUGGGUUGCUGAAUGGGCUGGAAAUUAUGAAACUUAACAACACUGUCGGUAGCUUGGAUGGCGAGCUUCCAUUUUCUUUGCUUUUACACAGUUCAAGAGGAUUCUUCAGUGGAGUUGUCCGUUCGCUGAUUUGUUGGUCCGCUUUUGUGAUGCUGUCGGUUGUCGGGUUUAUGUUGAUAUUGAGAUGGAGGGCUGAGUCAAGGAACCAAAUUGCGUGGACGGCAUUGCCCGUGGAUGCCGCGGGAGUUAAAAUUGCAAAGGGAGGCCAAUUUGCAUGAGGAAAAUUCGUAUACUGUUGAAGGCAUUAUAAGUCACAGUUUGGUUGCUUCUUCUGCUGGUUCUGUAAGUUUUCCGGCCAAAUGCCUAAUAUAAUGAUCUAGAAGAGUGAACUGUGUGAAAGCUAUGUGCACUUUCUAGGAUGGUAAAGUCUUGUUUAGCUUAGCUUGUGCCUUUCCCCCAUUUUAGCUUUCUUAUUCCCUUUUUGGUUCUUUUCAACCAUGUAUUAGAGCUAAAAGCUAAUGAAAGUUCUUUAUUUUGUGCUUUGAAUAUAACUUGCAAAUAGUUGCUUUGCUA
Messenger RNA from Dendrobium catenatum, 1890 nucleotides. Its product is annotated as probable receptor-like protein kinase At5g24010. The record is from RefSeq and is a predicted model, not a curated record. Lineage: Eukaryota; Viridiplantae; Streptophyta; Magnoliopsida; Asparagales; Orchidaceae. Bases 174 to 1595 code for a protein of 473 amino acids. Gene Ontology annotation, molecular function: protein kinase activity. The transcript has a single exon.